AUGCAGCAGCCGUUUAAUGACUACACGCGUUCUCCGAAAAGUUCAACAAAGGCUGGUAAAAAGUUUGAGGAGCUUGUUAUGGAGGUGACCGCAGAGGUGGAUGGUGCCGAUAUGGUAGUCGCUGAAAAUGUGGUCGUUGAGAACUCGCCGCAAAGAGCGCCAAAGAAACCACCAUUUACGUAUACAGAACUCAUCGAAUACGCCCUCGAAGAUAAGGGUGAACUAACGGUUUCUGGAAUAUAUCAAUGGAUAUCUGAUCGGUUUCCAUACUACAAAUCGAACGAUGAUCGUUGGAAGAAUUCAGUGCGACAUAACCUCUCCAUCAAUCCGCAUUUCCGCAAAGGUCACAAAGCGCCACAAGGAGCUGGCCACCUGUGGACAAUAUCCAGUGGAGACUCAGCAGAAAAUGUGCUAGCAUGGGAACAUAAGAAGCAGCGACUGGACUUAUUCUUCAAAAUGGAGUCCAUGAAUCGUGAACGCCUACAGCAGCAUCAACAACAAAUGCAGCAGCGGCAAAGUUGCACCUCACCACAUCCGGAUUGCCAACAAAUGCAGCAGCAGCAGCAGCAGCAACAGCAACAACAACAAGGACCCCAGCAACAAUGCGUCUAUGAUGAAGCCGCAACAGCAGCCGCCACAAUUACACGAGAAAUGCUCAACAGCAGCAGCAACGAAGAGACUUGCGGGCAGAGAUGCAACACAGCUACGGACAACAACAAUCACCGACUAGAGAGCACAUCGUUGGUGCAUGAAUUGCCAUUCAACGAUCUGAUGAGCGACGAAGAGCUCCGCAAAACGGCUGGACAAAUUCUAAAUGGCAUACAUCGCGAGGUAGAGGUGCAAUCGGUGAACUCAAUUAUUAGUACCUAUCACGAUGUGCUGCUGGAUAAUGAUUACCUAAAUCCCAUCCACAAGGAUGUCGCUGUGCAUGAGAGUGGUCUACGUAGCACGAAUGCAACACAUCUUCCAGCCGCUACAUAUACAAAUUCCCAUAAUUCGAGCUCCCAGUAUUAUGUCACCGAAAUCGAUCCACUCGAACUGGGCAUACAAAUGUCACAUCAAGUGGGUGCGGAGGAGGUGCUCUUCAGCGAUGAAUUCAAUUUGAAUUACUUUGGUUACAAUGGCGCCAAUGAUAUUGUUGCCUGACCGCCAGCAUCGUCAAGAAUGACAAAUGGCAUAGCGUCUGUAAUCAGUGUAACCGCAGUUGCAGGACGUUUGAGUUCGAUUACGUCGUUGGAAAGUGGGUCAUUG
Messenger RNA from Rhagoletis zephyria (snowberry fruit fly), 1251 nucleotides. Its product is annotated as forkhead box protein A2-A-like. The record is from RefSeq and is a predicted model, not a curated record. NCBI's taxonomy places the organism in Eukaryota, Metazoa, Arthropoda, Insecta, Diptera, Tephritidae. Gene Ontology annotation, molecular function: DNA-binding transcription factor activity; cis-regulatory region sequence-specific DNA binding. Gene Ontology annotation, cellular component: nucleus. Gene Ontology annotation, biological process: regulation of DNA-templated transcription.